AUGCAUUUGAUGUACACCGAGGACCCGGCCACGGGCAAGAGGAUAUACACUCUGAAAAAGGUCCUCGACGGCGUGGUCACAAAGUCGGCGCAUCCCGCGAGAUUUUCACCCGACGACAAAUAUUCGAGGCAUCGAGUUACACUAAAGAAGCGAUACGGCCUCCUGCUCACCCAACAAAAAGAGGAGAAAAAAUGA
Molecule: messenger RNA, 195 nt
Organism: Exophiala spinifera
Lineage: Eukaryota; Fungi; Ascomycota; Eurotiomycetes; Chaetothyriales; Herpotrichiellaceae
Product: H/ACA ribonucleoprotein complex subunit 3
Exons: 3
Coding region: 1-195 (64 amino acids)
Biological process (GO): ribosome biogenesis; snRNA pseudouridine synthesis; rRNA pseudouridine synthesis
Cellular component (GO): box H/ACA telomerase RNP complex; box H/ACA snoRNP complex
Molecular function (GO): box H/ACA snoRNA binding; telomerase RNA binding
Source: RefSeq, a predicted model, not a curated record